UCUUGUUGUUGGAGGCGCCCACAGGCCGUCUCCUGGGCGCUUUUCUCCUGCCUUGGCUUGGAUGACAUGACAACGGCCACGUGAUCCACAAACACAGCGCUCUCGGGCCAGCCCAGCCUCCUCUCUGUGGAAGGAGCCGGAGGCUUGUGCUGCUGAGAUGAGUGGGGCCCCCCGGCCCCCGUUCCCCCGUGGCUGUGGGCUCCUGCAGCGCGCCUGGGAGAAAGCCUAUCGGGACCACAGGAGAAAGGUCCAGGACGCCCGGCCACUCGUGGACACCUGCGCCCCCCCGACUUUUCCCCACCUCCACCUGAGACUCAAGAGGCUGAAGCUGGAGCAGGAGCGGCUCUCCGCCAUCGAGAGGGACAACCGCCUGCUGCUGGAGAGGGUGGCCCGUGUCAUGAGGACCCGGGGACAGACGGGCAGCAGAGCCGGCCCCACGCGCAGGAGAUGUCAAGAAAAUGCCCGGUGCCUCCGUGUCCAGUCCCCCCACCGGUCCCCUUGGUCACCCUGCUCCUCCCCGUCACAGAAGGGAGCCAGCCCAGGCCGGGAGCAGGGCUCCUGCAGGUAGAGCCAACGGCAGGAGAACAGCGGCCCUGGAAACAGCCCCUGUGUCCACAGCCCGACGCCGCGCUUGCCUGUCCCGCCCGCUGUGCAACCGGAACCGAAACUGAAAUUCACCCAGGGCACCGCCAAGCCUGGCCCUGAAAGAGAAGUGGGGCUGGCUCAGAACACGAACCAGGAAAGCAGGCCCCCGGGAAGUGGUGACGGAGAAAACCUGGGGGCCACCAAGGAGCCCCCCCAUCCGAUGCUGACCAGCGGCCUGGCACCCCCCUUCCUCACUUUGCAGUUAUCACCCCAGAGCAGCCGCUUGGCGCCCCGGUCCGACCCGCGUGUGUGGGCAAUGUUCUCCACCACAUGAUGCGGCACAGUUAUUUUCUGUGCUGCUUAGGCUGAUAACUGAAAACAAAUUAUGCAGAGUAAUAUUCAGAGUUGAAGGAUUUUGCAUUUGAUCUUUUUCCUCUGGCUAUUAAUACCCAGUAUCUGUCACCAUAUUUGGAGCUAGGGUGGCUUUGCAUAAUUACUUUAAAACCCUCUGUUACUGUAACAAAAAUUUCAAUGAAUCAGAUCAAAACUUUCCGACCCGAUGAAACGAUGACCCGACUCUCACUGCGACAUGACCUAACGUAUAAAAAGGACCCAGUGAGUCCGGGGGAGGGAAAUCAAGGGCCCAUCAGGUAAGAUCACGUUUCGACUACUGUUCUACAGCAGUGAACAUCUAACCUGCAGUUAAUGCCUCCAAAAAACGAGUUAGGAGGCUUCUGCACACCUUCACUCACUCAUCCAGCGAAACCCGCGGAUGUGUCAGACUCGAGGCCGGGGCCGGUGCACGGCGUCUCGGCCUCACGGAGCUGGCAGCCAGCGCUCCAGGCGCCACGCGUCCGGCUGCUCUCUGCCGUGGGUAGCCCUCACUAUCCAUUCAGGGUGAACUUAAAAAAAAAGCACCAGCAGCAAUCUGAGGUCCUUCAAGUGGUGUUAGGGUUAGGGUGUAGGAGGCAGACAGGCUGGGACGUGAGCCGUGGCUGCUCUGCCCGUGUGGCCACAGGACCGUGAGCAGCUACUCAGGGCCCUCCCUGCACGGCAGCUGGUGCCGGAGCCUCAUCCUGGCAGGAGGCGGGAGCUCCUCAGCCGGCCCAGCCCUUCACAGCGCGCUCCCGGGAUCCAAGCUCCCCUGGGCACAGCGCAUUUACGGACAGUCUGCAUCUGUGGUGGAGACAGGAUAGAAGGGUGAUCUCUCAGUGGAGACUAUGUCCUUGGUUUGCAAACUUCACCUUCACACCUCCCUCUUUAGGUGGCUGUGUAGG
Molecule: messenger RNA, 1862 nt
Organism: Microcebus murinus (gray mouse lemur)
Lineage: Eukaryota; Metazoa; Chordata; Mammalia; Primates; Cheirogaleidae
Source: RefSeq, a predicted model, not a curated record